This is a messenger RNA of Nerophis lumbriciformis (worm pipefish), 970 nucleotides long. NCBI's taxonomy places the organism in Eukaryota, Metazoa, Chordata, Actinopteri, Syngnathiformes, Syngnathidae. The record is from RefSeq and is a predicted model, not a curated record.
AUGCCAUGCUCUUUAUUAAGGCAGGUUGGAGAGACCAGGACACUCCAGUCCGGACCCUGACAGCAGACUGUAUCCAGUGCGAAAGUAUUUAAUCUUGGACAUCACAGGACACAAACACAAUCAUGGUCAAGACUUUCAUCCUUUUGCUUCUGCUUGUCGGAAGCAACAGUCAAAUGACUUCAGAUCCAAUUGAUGAUCCAGCCGAUGGCCCAACUGAUAGUACUACGGAUGGUCCGACCGAUGGUCUGGCCGAUGGCCUGACUGAUGGCCUGACCGAUGGCUUGACCGAUGACCUGACUGAUGGCCUGACCGAUGGCCUGACCGAUGACCUGACCGAUGGCCUGACCGAUGGCCUGACCGAUGACCUGACCGAUGGCCUGACCGAUGACCUGACCGAUGGCCUGACCGAUGGUCUGACCGAUGACCUGACCGAUGGUCUGACCGAUGACCUGACCGAUGGUCUGACCGAUGACCUGACCGAUGACCUGAUCGAUGGUCUGACCGAUGGCCUGACCGAUGGCUCGACCGAUGGUCUAACCGAUGGUCCAGACAACUUACCAGGCUUCACUGUUUUGUUGGACGAAGGCAUUGAACUUUCCGUUGGGUUUCGAAAUGGCGAAGGAAUUAAUGAGCGCCUCAUUGUUAUCCAAUUAGUUGAUGGCAAAGUCAAAGUAAUUCCGACCACCCGUUAAGGCGUCAGACUCUAAUAAUUUAUAAGCGCUCAGCCGUUUAUCUGAAUUAGAACUGCAGCGAUAUUAGUUUGACAUUUAUUUCUGACAUCAUGUUCCUGUUGUACCUUUAUAACUGUCAUUCUAUUACUGACCAUUGGGGGCAGUGUUGGUGUCAGUGUGUGUGUUUCUUUCUUUGGAAAAGUUCAUCUGAUAGAAAAUCAUGAAGUCUUUGAGCCCUCUGGUACGUACAUUACUUUUCUGUCCUCAAUCAAUCAAUAAAAUUUUCUAAUGAAACUUGA